Molecule: messenger RNA, 1494 nt
Organism: Anthostomella pinea
Lineage: Eukaryota; Fungi; Ascomycota; Sordariomycetes; Xylariales; Xylariaceae
Source: the annotation of a GenBank genome assembly
AUGGAAUCCACGGCCCAAUCGCCUGCGCGCAAUUUCUCGUGGGCGAACCUGCCUCCUGACUCCAGGGGUGAUGAACUGGUCAGUUUGAACGCAUCAUUGAUCGCCAUCUCGACUGUGAUCCUUGUCACUAGACUCUACGCGCGGACAUUCCUCCUCAAGUCUCUGGGUAUCGACGAUUUGCUGGCGACGUUGACUUAUCCGCUGCUGGUCACUCUAUCGGCUCUCGAAGCGCACACUGUCAACUAUGGAUCAGGCACGCACAUGGACGAAGUUCCCCCUGAACUGCUGCCAAAAUUCUUCUCUCGUCUCACCACCAUGCAACUGAUCUACUUUACGUCUGUCGGUCUGGUUCGGAUAUCAGUAGCGUCGUUCUAUCCGCGCCUGAGCAAUGACAAAUGGUACCUCCGGGGCAUUUAUGCAACCAUCUUCGUUACGUUCGCCAACACAAUGAUGGCAUUCUUCUUUAUGUUGACAGAGUGCAAACACAUCCCUGAUCUCUGGAACGUCACAGCCCCUGGCCGGCAGUGCAUACCCAAAUCACAGGAAGCGCCGGUCUUUUGGGCGCACGGCGCCGUGGGAAUCGCAAUCGACAUCUCGCUUAUGGUUCUGCCGAUCUGGGUGAUCUACUCCAAGAUGAAAUUCUCGUCCAAAACUGUGCAAGUGAUCCUCGUAUUCUGUGUCGGCAUCUUCGGCAUUGUCACUGGGAUCGUGAGACUGGCCAUAAACAUCAACACAGAUUUCACUACUGACACCCCGAUCCAGACCCGUGAGGGGAUCAGACCACUAAUGAAAGCUCACCGAGAGUAUAGUACAUACAAAGUAGCGUGUGUCGCCCCCUGGACCGACCUCGAGGGCCAUAUCGGUCUCUGGACGGCCUGUUUCCCAGCAAUGCAGCCCGCGCUCCGCUUCGUCAGCUACAAGAUGGGACUGCGCUCGACGCUGGGCAGCACGGACAAUAAGUCGCGUUACGCAUACGGGGCCAGCGGUGCCGCCGGGGGCGGCAACUCGCGCUCGCUGCACUCGAAAGGGUGGCGCAACACGACGGGCCAGGGCGGACACUCCAGGGGCUAUCUGUCGUUCAAUGGGGAUAGGGACGGGGAGAGUGAACAUGGCAUUACGACGACAGCGGCAGGUGGCAACGGUUCGGAUCUCGAACUGCAAGCCGUGUCGGACUCGGGCAUUCACAAGACGACGGAUGUCAUUGUGCAUGUUGCGGAUGCGGCGGACAAACAGUCUGGGAUCACGCCGAAGCACUGGGAUGCGCUCUACAAGAUCAUUGCCCCGACUUCCUUUGAGUCCGCCAUCUUGGCUAGGUUCCGCGACGUAGCCACAACCAUCACCACACGUAAGGUCCUCGAAGCCGAUGGCGCGGCCGAAGCCACUGCUCGCUCCGGCGAUGAACCAAACGUUGCCUGUCGUUAUGAUGACUGGGCUCAUGGGGGUAAGACGGCAGCGCUGAGACUCAUCGAGGCCAACUUGAGCAACCACAGAUGA